GCCCGGCUCACAGGUCUCCCUCCCUUCUUGAGCAGCAUGGCUUCCUCGCGGGCCCCCGCGAUGCGUGUCGUCCCGGGGCGGGCACCGCUUCCUCAGCCGGGCCCGGCUCCAUCCCCGCGGGCAACAAAAAACAAGCUCUCAGAGGACAGUGAUGCUCCCCCACCCAAGAGAUCCCAUAUCUUCUACGGCAGUUUGGAGGAGAAGGAAAGGGAACGUCUUGCCAAAGGAGAAUCAGGGCUGCUGGGAAGAGAUAGAGUGAAAGCUGCGAUUGAAGCAGGCAAUAUUAACAUAACCAGCGGUGAGGUCUUUGAUCUUGAAGACCACAUAAGUGAGCGUCAGGCAGAAGUGUUGGCUGAGUUUGAGCGCAGGAAGCGUGCCAGGCAGAUCAACGUUUCCACAGAUGACUCUGAAGUCAAGGCAUGCCUACGAGCACUUGGGGAGCCCAUCACGCUCUUUGGAGAGGGGCCUGCAGAACGGAGAGAGAGAUUGAGAAAUAUUCUCUCGGUGGUUGGCACAGAUGCCUUAAAAAAGACCAAGAAAGAUGAUGAAAAAUCUAAGAAAUCCAAAGAAGAGUAUCAGCAAACUUGGUACCAUGAAGGGCCCAACAGCCUGAAAAUAGCUAGGCUGUGGAUCGCCAACUACUCGCUCCCCAGGGCAACAAAGCGGCUGGAAGAAGCCCGUCUGUACAAAGAGAUUCCAGAGGCGACCAGGACAUCCCAGAAGCAAGAACUGCACAAAUCCCUGAGGUCCUUGAAUAAUUUCUGCAGUCAGAUUGGGGAUGACCGCCCGAUAUCUUACUGCCAUUUCAGUCCCAAUUCCAAACUCCUCGCUACAGCCUGCUGGAGUGGCCUGUGCAAGCUCUGGUCUGUGCCUGACUGCAAUCUUGUUCAUACUUUACGAGGGCACAACACCAACGUAGGAGCAAUAGUGUUCCAUCCCCAGGCUACUGUCUCCCUGGACAAGAAGGACAUCAACCUGGCCUCUUGUGCAGCUGAUGGCUCUGUCAAACUCUGGAACCUUGAAAGGUCAAAUUCUGAAAAAUGCAUUGAGUUGGACACAUGGCUUUGUUUUUCCAGCUAUGAUCACUCCUGGCGCCUCUGGGACCUGCAAGCUCAAGAGGAGAUCCUCCAUCAGGAGGGGCACAGCAAGGGGGUCUAUGACAUCGCCUUCCACGUUGAUGGCUCUCUUGCUGGGACUGGUGGCAUGGAUGCCUUUGGUCGGGUGUGGGAUCUACGUACUGGGCGCUGUAUCAUGUUCCUGGAGGGCCACCUGAAGGAAAUCUAUGGGAUUAACUUCUCCCCAAAUGGAUAUCACAUAGCAACUGGGAGCGGGGACAACACAUGCAAAGUGUGGGACCUCCGCCAGAGGAAGUGUGUCUACACCAUACCUGCCCACCAGAACCUGGUGACUGGAGUGAAGUUUGAACCUACGCAUGGUAACUUCCUGCUCACCGGUGCUUAUGAUAACACAGCCAAGAUCUGGACUCACCCAGGCUGGUCCCCUCUGAAAACGCUGGCUGGCCACGAGGGAAAAGUAAUGGGAUUGGAUAUCUCCUCAGAUGGGCAGCUAAUAGCAACAUGCUCAUAUGACAGGACCUUCAAGUUGUGGAUGGCAGAGUAGCUCUGAGCUGCCAGUGACUCAGGAUGGGGAAUAUCACAGACUGGGCUGUCCCUGCAUUUUUAUAUUAAAAAAAAAAAAAAAAAA
Molecule: messenger RNA, 1704 nt
Organism: Terrapene triunguis (Three-toed box turtle)
Lineage: Eukaryota; Metazoa; Chordata; Testudines; Emydidae
Gene: PRPF4
Product: pre-mRNA processing factor 4
Exons: 13
Coding region: 37-1620 (527 amino acids)
Biological process (GO): mRNA splicing, via spliceosome
Cellular component (GO): U4/U6 x U5 tri-snRNP complex
Molecular function (GO): protein binding; U4 snRNA binding; U6 snRNA binding
Source: RefSeq, a predicted model, not a curated record